AUGAACACAUUUACUUUUGCAGUUUUCUUCUUGGCACUGGGUGUUCUUGUCUGCGCAGGGGGUAACCCAUGUUGCUCAGAGCCAUGCCAGAACAAGGGUGUUUGCACUGCACAAGGAGCAGAUAAUUACGAAUGUGAUUGCACACGAACAGGAUAUCAAGGACACAACUGCACAACACCUGAAUUCCUGACCUGGAUCAAAGUAUCCCUGAAGCCGUCGCCCAACACUGUUCACUACCUUCUCACCCACUUUAAGGGCUUCUGGAACAUCAUCAACAACAUCUCAUUUAUCCGGAAUGGCAUCAUGAAAUAUGUGCUGACAUCUCGAUCCCACUUGAUUGAUAGUCCUCCAACUUUCAAUGCUGAUUAUGGAUACAAGAGCUGGGAAGCCUAUUCCAACCUUUCUUAUUAUACGCGCUCCCUCCCCCCUGUGCCGGAGAAUUGCCCAACCCCUAUGGGAGUAGUAGGUAAAAAGGAGCUACCUGAUGCAAAGCUAUUGGCUGAGAAGCUUCUGAUGAGAAGACAGUUUAUCCCGGACCCGCAGGGAACCAGCCUGAUGUUUGCAUUCUUCGCACAGCAUUUCACACACCAGUUCUUCAAAUCUGAUAUGAAGAAAGGACCUGCUUUUACCCUUGCUAAAGGUCACGGGGUGGACCUCAGCCACAUUUAUGGAGACACCCUGGAGAGGCAACAUAAGCUCAGACUUUUCAAGGAUGGCAAGCUUAAACAUCAGAUCCUGGAUGGAGAGGUGUACCCCCCAACAGUAAAGGAAGUGGGAGCUGAAAUGCACUACCCCCCUCAUGUUCCUGAGUCGCACCGCUUCGCUGUGGGCCACGAGGCUUUCGGCCUGGUCCCCGGUCUGAUGAUGUACGCCACCAUCUGGCUACGGGAACAUAACCGGGUGUGUGACGUGUUGAAGGAGGUCCACCCUGACUGGAAUGACGAGAGGCUCUUCCAGACCACCCGGCUCAUUCUGAUUGGAGAGACCAUCAAGAUUGUGAUCGAGGACUACGUGCAGCACCUGAGCGGCUAUAACUUCAAGCUCAAGUUUGACCCCGAGCUGCUGUUCAGCCAGCAAUUCCAGUACCAGAACCGCAUUGCGUCUGAGUUCAACACCCUGUACCACUGGCACCCCCUGAUGCCUGACACCUUCCAAAUUGAGGAGAAAGACUACAGCUAUAAACAGUUUGUCUUCAACACCUCCGUAGUGACCGAGCACGGCAUCGGAAACCUUGUGGAGUCAUUCACCAAUCAGAUUGCUGGACGGGUUGCUGGCGGCCGAAAUGUUCCAGGACCUAUUAUGUAUGUGGCCAUUAAAUCCAUUGAAAAUAGCAGACAGAUGCGCUACCAGUCUAUGAACGCCUACAGGAAACGAUUCUCCAUGAAGCCCUACACCUCUUUUGAAGACCUGACAGGAGAGAAAGAGAUGGCAGCAUUGCUCGAGGAGUUCUACGGCCACGUCGACGCUGUGGAGCUCUACCCGGGUCUACUGGUGGAGAAACCCAGGGAGAACGCCAUCUUUGGGGAGACCAUGGUGGAGAUGGGGGCCCCUUACUCACUAAAGGGCUUAAUGGGAAACCCCAUCUGCUCCCCGGAGUACUGGAAGCCGAGCACAUUCGGAGGCAGCGUGGGCUUCGACAUCAUCAACACCGCCUCGUUGCAGAAGCUGGUCUGCGAUAAUGUCCGGGGCCCCUGUCCCGUCGCAUCAUUUCACGUGCCCGACGUCAAAGAAACGGGAUCCACGAUAAUUAACUCAAGCUCCUCCCAGUCACGCGGAAGUGAUAUCAACCCUACGGUCAUCUUAAAAGAAAGGACUACUGAGCUCUAAUGUUUUAAUUUAGGCAAGGCAAGUUUAUUUAUAUAGCACCUUUCAACACAAGGCAAUUCAAAGUGCUUUACAAAAAUGAAAGACAUUAAGAAAGUGACAUUUUAAAACAGUCAUUAAAAAGCAAAGAUAAUAAAAUAAACAUUAAAAGAAAAAAUACAUGGAUACAAGUUACAGUGCAGUUUAAGAUGUGAAUAGUUCAAUUAAAAGCAGCGGCAAAAAGAAAAGUCUUCAGCCUAGAUUUAAAAGUAGUAAGAGUUGCAGUGGACCUGCAGGUUUCUGGUAGUUUGUUCCAGAUAUUUGGAGCAUAAUAACUGAACGCUGCUUCUCCAUGUUUAGUUGGGACAGAAAGUUGACCUUUCCCCGAAAACCUGAGUUUUGGAUGGUUCAUAAUCUAGCAGGAGAUUACAAAUGUAUUUUGGGCCUAAACCAUUUAUGAGGUCUAUGUAUUUAUUUAUUUAUUUAUUCUUGUAUUUAUUCUAUUCUAUUUAUAAUGUGAGAUUUUCCAUGCCUUUUUGAGACUAAUGUAUGUGGUUAUGUUAAUUUAUUGAACGAUUAAUUGUAUUAUUAUAUAAGUUAUUCUUGCAGUAAUGACCUCAGACACUGCAACUUGAUACUUGAACGUUUACAUUUUUCUAAUACAUAGCAAUGUACUUUACACCUCUAUUUUCUCUCCUGGAUCAAAUGCCUGAUCUUUCAUUAAUGUUCAUGCAAGUGAACGGCUGUCACACCACUCAACUGUUUUGCAGACAGUCAUAGAGUGUAAUAGUGAUGCACACAGUUCAUUUAAUGACUGAUAUUGAAUCUCUAGAUCCAAUGUUACAUAAUGUAGAGGGCAUUCAAUUCUAGUAUUAGUAUAUGUUUCUACUUUUUACUUUUUUUACUAAGCAGCACUGUUUUUUCAAAAUAGAUUGUUUAUUUUAAUUGAAUAGGAUUAGCAAAGUGAUGUACUGUAUAUGUUAGUUUUGACUUGCAAGAUGACACUAAUAAAUGCUUCCAGCAACUGGAGCCUGUUUUUAAGAAAUUAA
Trematomus bernacchii (emerald rockcod) is the source of this 2852-nucleotide messenger RNA. RefSeq names its product prostaglandin-endoperoxide synthase 2b (gene ptgs2b). Gene Ontology annotation, molecular function: heme binding; peroxidase activity; oxidoreductase activity, acting on single donors with incorporation of molecular oxygen, incorporation of two atoms of oxygen. Gene Ontology annotation, biological process: response to oxidative stress; cyclooxygenase pathway. Gene Ontology annotation, cellular component: neuron projection; cytoplasm. NCBI's taxonomy places the organism in Eukaryota, Metazoa, Chordata, Actinopteri, Perciformes, Nototheniidae. The record is from RefSeq and is a predicted model, not a curated record.